UUGGAUUUGGAAAAUGGAGACCCUUUUGGGUGCUCUUUCCCGUACGCUCCUGCACUUUCCUCCCCCACCUUGUUACGGGAGACCGAACAGGGAGAGAGAAGGGCUGAUGAGGAUGCCCUUCCUCUUCUCUCUACAUCUACUUCUUAUCUUCUAAUUUUCACCUAGCCAUGGCGAUUCAAAACCCCACUUCACUGUCGUUCCUUCCAUCCAAACCCUCAUUUCCCGCUUCUCUCCAACGCGCGUCUACCCUCCACCUCCCCAUCCUCCGCUACCGUGCUGCCGCCGAGGCCUCAAAUGCUGCAGCAUCUCCAUCGCCAGACUGGUUUGUUCCUCAGGGCCCUUCCUCCGGCUGGGAUGAUAAGGUAGUCGGUCGGAGCCCUGGGGUGAGGACCAACGCCCAGGAGGAUGAUAAGGGCGUUGGAAGAACGAAAAAGAAACGAUGGUGGUGGUGGGCUCGGGACAGGGAGAGCUAUCUGGUCGAUGAUUCGGACGCUCUCCCGCUUCCCAUGACCUAUCCUGGUUCCUCGCCUGCUAGUCCGGAAGAGAUCGACCGGCGGGUCCAAUGUGAUCCGGAUGUCCAGGAGUGCAAGGAAGUUGUUUACGAGUGGACAGGGAAGUGCAGGAGUUGCCAGGGAACGGGUUUUGUUAGCUAUUACAGCAAAAAGGGGCGUGAGACAAUCUGCAAGUGUAUUCCUUGCCUUGGGUUAG
Phalaenopsis equestris is the source of this 708-nucleotide messenger RNA. RefSeq names its product protein disulfide-isomerase SCO2-like. The record is from RefSeq and is a predicted model, not a curated record. Lineage: Eukaryota; Viridiplantae; Streptophyta; Magnoliopsida; Asparagales; Orchidaceae.